AACAAAAAACUCAGGGGUAUAUGGUGAAUAAACAAAAGACUCACUGACUUCACUUCUUGUUGUGAAAAACUCACUCGUUAUAUUCUGAACUGUUAAUAACUCCCUCUAUUCUGUAAUAUCUUAACCACUCCCUAACAAAGCUACUAGAAUUAUUAUCUGAAUUGUUGAUUACUCCCUUUGUUCCGUAAUAUUUUAACCACUCCCCAACCAAGCUAGUAGGAUUAUUCUCACAUAAGUCGAGAUUUAUUAGCGGGAUCAUAAUAAAGUAUUGGGCUCCAUCCCAAGAGAUAUUUAAAGUGGGGUCCACCACUUUUCAAGUCGUACUUAGUAGUUAGUACCAAUAUAUAGCCUUGAUCAAAUGAAAGGCACAGACUUUCUUAAUUACAGUCUUACAGAGAUACAGAAUCCAACCCAAUUAAUUAAUUUUUUUUUUUUUUUUUUUGAAGAUAUUAAUUAAUCCAAUUAAUUAAAUCAAUUAAAAUUAAUUAAUAAAAUAAAGAAGAUUGUAAUGAAGUGCAUGUUGUUAUUAUUAGACAGGAAUUACAAACCCAAUUUCUCCCAUCUCGCCACCUUCAACGGAUCCCCCACUUUCUUCCCAUUUUCAGGAGAGAGAAAAUUUGAAAGAGAAACUCCAAUUUCUGUGAAAAAAUCACAUUUUCUCACAAAUUUUUUUUUUGAUCUUUGAGUAAUUUUUCCGAAUCAGAUUGUUAUUGAAUUGAAUUGGAGGAAGAAAGAAGAAGAAAAUUGGGUGGUAUUUAGGGCAGGGAAUUGGAAGAAAUACAUAUGCCAGGCAGCCAAUCGGCAGUUUCGAGCGAUCAUGAAGAAGAAACGUGGGAAAGGGAAUUCCGUGCAAAUGGGAAUUCCAUGAAAACGGCGGAGCUUGAAGCUAAGCUUGAUGAGGGAAACAUUCAAGAGGCCGAAUCGUCGUUGUGUGAGGGUUUAUCUCUCAAUUUUGAAGAAGCCAGGGCCCUUUUGGGAAGGUUGGAGUACCAUAGAGGUAAUGUAGAAGGUGCGCUUCGUGUAUUUGAAGGUAUUGAUCUUCAGUCUGCAAUUCAGCGGUUUCAGCCAUCACUUAGUGAUAAGCCAUCUAAAAAGGGUCGCCCUCGCACUGAAUCUGUGCAUAAUGUCCCACAACAUGCUGCUGGCCUAGUUCUUGAAGCCAUAUAUCUGAAGGCCAAAUCCCUUCAGAAGCUUGGAAGGUUAACUGAGGCUGCUGGUGAAUGCAAGAGCGUUCUGGAUACAGUGGAAAAGAUAUUCCAGCACGGCAUACCUGAUUUGCAAGUGGAUGGACGGUUGCAAGAGACAGUUAGUCAAGCUGUGGAACUUCUUCCUGAACUCUGGAAACAAGCUGGAUCUCAUGAUGAGGCCAUUGCUGCAUAUAGGCGUGCCCUCCUUAGUCAGUGGAACCUUGAUAAUGACUUCUGUGCAAGGAUUCAGAAAAAAUUUGCAGUAUUUCUGCUGUAUAGUGGUGUAGAUGCUGCAGCACCCAGUUUGUCAGUACAGAUUGAUGGAUCUUAUAUUCCUAGGAACAAUUUAGAGGAGGCAAUUUUACUAUUGAUGAUCCUAAUACGGAAAUGUGCCUUUGGCAAGAUCAAAUGGGAUCCAUCAGUCAUGGAGCACCUUACGUUUGCAUUAUCUCUUUGCAGUCAAACUUCUGUCUUGGCAAGGCAACUUGAAGAGGUAAUGCCCGGAACUUUUAAUCGUAUUGACCGCUGGGUUGCCUUGGCUCUUUGUCACAGUGGAGCAGGGGAAAAUAAAGAAGCCUUAAAUUUAUUAAGGAAAUCUUUACAUGAUAAUGAGAGACCAGAUGACCUUAUGGCUUUGUUAUUAGCAGCUAAGAUUUGCAGUGAGGACCCGUUUCUGGCUGCUGAGGGUGUGGGAUUUGCACAGAGAGCAAUUAAUAGUGCAUCAGAUGAUCAAGAGCAUUUUAAAGGUGUAGCUUUACGCAUGCUAGGACAUUGUUUGGGGAGGCAAGCUAAAGUAUCCUCGUCUGACUAUGAAAGGUCUAGUUUGCAGUGUGAAGCUUUAAAAUCAUUGGAGGAGGCCCGUAGUUUUGAUUCCAGCAACCCAGGUCUUCUUUUAGAAUUGGCAAUUCAAUAUGCAGAGUAUCGCAACGUAAAUGCUGCAUUGAGAUAUGCAAAGCAGUUUAUUGAUGCGACCGGUGGAUCUGUGUUGAAAGGUUGGCGGUUGCUUGCUUUGAUCCUUUCUUCUCAAAAGAGAUAUUCCGAAGCCCAAGUGGUUAUUGAUGCCGCUUUAGACGAGACUGCAAAAUGGGAGCAGGGACCACUUCUUAGAAUGAAAGCAAAGCUCAAGAUCUUUCAGUCAUUACCAAUGGAUGCAAUAGAAACUUAUCGUUACCUGCUGGCACUUGUUCAAGCUCAAAGAAAAUCUUUUGGUCCUAUAAAAGCCAAUCAUCAGGCUGAUGAUGAUAAAGUCAAUGAGUUUGAAGUUUGGCUUGGUCUAGCAAAUUUAUACUCAAGCCUUUCUCACUGGAAGGAUGUCGAGGCCUGCUUGGAGAAAGCUCAGUCUCUGAGGCAAUAUUCUGCUGAAACAUUACACACAGAAGGUGUCAUGUAUGAAGGGCGUGGGCUAGUUAAAGAAGCUUUGGCUGCUUAUACCAAUGCUGUUUUGUUGGACCCAAAUUACGUGCCCUGCAAGGUACUGCUCGGUGCAUUGUUGUCAAAAAUGGGACCUCAAGCAUUGCCUGUGGCAAGAAACUUGUUGUCAGAUGCAUUGAGACUUGAACCUACAAGUCAUAAAGCUUGGUAUUACCUUGGAUUGGUACAUAGAGAUGAUGGACGAAAUGCUGAUGCUGCAGAGUGUUUCCAAGCAGCUUCAAUGCUUGAAGAAUCUGAUCCUAUCGAAAGCUAUACUUCUGUUCUUUAGAUCUUAUUGAGCUGUCGUCUGCACUCUGCAGAAUACAAUUUUCCUCUCCUAAAGAAAAUAUAGGUGGUAUUCUUUCCUAUUCAUGUGCAACUUUUCCGUUUCUUUUUCUUUUUUCUAUUGGUUUGAGGGGGUGAGAGUCAUCAGUCAUUGGUGGAUAUGCACAAACAUGCAUAUCCUUGGUACUGCACGUCCAAAUGGCUGAAAUUUUGACAGAGUACUGAUAUGAUAGAAGACUUUGUAUGAUGUAUGCAUUUCAAUAGUUUGUGAAAAGAAAAUCUUAGGAAUACUUUCUCUCGGAAACACCGGCCUGGUCGAAGAAGAUGAGUGGUUGUUGAAGAAUACAGAAGUGUUGUCUGUAACAAUGAUAGGCUGAAGGAGGUGAUAAGAUGGCUAGUUCUUAUUUAUGUAUCUAAUUGCUAAGGAUGUGUCAUGUGUAAAUAUUAUUAACUUCCAUUCAAUUAUUCAAUAUACAAAAUAAUUUAUUUUAAA
Messenger RNA from Chenopodium quinoa (quinoa), 3375 nucleotides. Its product is annotated as protein NPG1-like. The record is from RefSeq and is a predicted model, not a curated record. Bases 784 to 2886 code for a protein of 700 amino acids. The transcript has 6 exons. Gene Ontology annotation, molecular function: protein binding. Lineage: Eukaryota; Viridiplantae; Streptophyta; Magnoliopsida; Caryophyllales; Amaranthaceae.